Molecule: messenger RNA, 1395 nt
Organism: Candidula unifasciata
Lineage: Eukaryota; Metazoa; Mollusca; Gastropoda; Stylommatophora; Geomitridae
Source: the annotation of a GenBank genome assembly
AUGAAAAUAGCUAUCAUCAUGCAAGACGAGACAAUAUCUAAAUGCUUAAAAAUGAAAGAGGAGCUGUUGCCUAGGAUCUUGGUCAAGGACCCUGUCACCCAUGACAGCUGGGAGCAGGGCAGAUUCACCACAUACCUCAUCUGUAUUAAGACUGAGCACCCGGCUUUCCAUCUUCGGUUGUCGGCAGUGAGAAGGCGUUUUUCAGAACUGCGAUGGUUGUACAAUGUUCUCAGGGAGAAUCACUCUCACGUUCAUUUCCCAAAACCCCCGGGUAAAAAAGUUUUUGCGGAGAGAUUUGAGGCAGAGUUCAUCGACACAAGAAUGAUGGAAAUUCAGAAUUAUCUCAAUGAACUGUUGAUAACAGACACUGUCCUGUCUGAUGCAGCAUUUCAUUUCUUUGUGCAAACUGACCUGACCACAGAGGAGAUUCAGGAGUACCUCAAUGGGACGCUGUCAGAGAACAUUGUGGCAGAAGCUUGGGAAAAUGCUGGACAUCUUCACACAAGCAGUUAUAUUGUCAAUUCUAUUGUCAUCCCCCAUGAACCUCAGGAGAUUGCCAUGAAUGAAGAGGACUUACAGCACAUGUCUCGCUCUCUGGAUACCUCAAACUCAUAUUCCCCUACACAGACCAGCGGUGACCUCAGUUACCCUACCCUGACAACCAUAAAGGAAUCUCAAGAUUUGAACACACACGCAGAAACGUCCUUGAAACAUGCACAUGGCAGCAGUCCUGCACAUGUGAUCAGUGGUUUUGAGGAGCUUAUAGUUUCUGAUGUACCUCCUGUUGAUAUACCAGCAACUUGUGACGGCGAUAAGAAAUCAGAACUGAGUAAGAUUUCUGAGGCUCCCCCUGCUGAUACACCAGCAUUCCCAUCCACAGACGAAUCGACUACUUGUGGUGGCGAUGAGAAAUCAGAACUGAGUAAGAUUUCUGAGGUACCCCCUGCUGAUACACCAGCAUUCCCAUCCACAGAUGAGUCAACUACUUGUGAUGGCGAUGAGAAAUCAGAACUGAGUAAGAUUUCUGAGGUACCCCCUGCUGAUACACCAGCAUUCCCAUCCACAGAUGAGUCGACUACUUGUGAUGGCGAUGAGAAAUCAGAACUGAGAAAGAUUUCUGAGGUACCCCCUGCUGAAAGACCAGCAUUCCCAUCCACAGAUGAGUCGACUACUUGUGAUGGCGAUGAGAAAUCAGAACUGAGAAAGAUUUCUGAGGUACCCCCUGCUGAAAGACCAGCAUUCCCAUCCACAGAUGAAUCGACUACUUGUGAUGGCAAUGAGAAAUCAGAACUGAGUAAGAUUUCUGAUAGUGAUGAUGAUGUCAUAACCGAGAUCGGAAAUAAGGAGGUUAAAAUGAACUUGCCAGAAAAGAAUGUUCCACAUGUUCCUCUGUAA